AUGGAUCCGAUGAGAGGCGUGUCUGCGGGUGCUGGAAAGCAGCCCGCCCAGACAGAGUCGCCCGAACAGUUGCUCGACGUGUUCAAGGCGGCCGCGCUCUCUGUCACAAAGCUGUACAAGACUUCAGCUGCAGCCCAGUCAAAGGCACGAGCCGAGGGAUACCAAGACUGCCUUGAUGACCUGUUAUCUUUCCUGGACAAAGCGGGCAUGGGUCUUGGCGACGGAGAGGGAUGGAGGAUUCGACGAUGGGCGACAGAGAGGCUCGAUGGGCGUGACACCGGUUCCCAGAGCCUCGAGAGUGAAGACGAAGUCGAAAAAGCCGAGACUGCUUCGUCCCCAGAAAUCACUCGAUCGAACAGCGCAUCACAACUUUCGACACAGGUGCGCACCGACUCAGCUCCCCCGAGCAUCCCUCCCAUUGCCGAAGAACCAACCCCUAUCGUCGUACCGACUCAAGAUACCUUUACGUUUCAGUCGACACACGCCUACCCUAAUAUCGCCACGCUUGACCUGUCAGAUUCAAGGCCUCACGAUGGACCAUCGCUAGCAACAGCCAGGGCGUCGAAAGCCCGCAUGAACGCCAACGCUACCCGACCGCUGCCAAGACCAGGUGCCCAUCUAACACAAAGGGCCGGAUCCAAGCGGAAACUGAAUUUUGACGAGAUAUUUGAUCUUGGAAGUCUUGGAGGAAAGGAUCCAUUCGGCAGUGGGGGCAAGCGGAACCGACAUGCUUGA
Ilyonectria robusta is the source of this 735-nucleotide messenger RNA. RefSeq lists its product as uncharacterized. NCBI's taxonomy places the organism in Eukaryota, Fungi, Ascomycota, Sordariomycetes, Hypocreales, Nectriaceae. The coding region runs from base 1 to 735 and encodes 244 amino acids. The record is from RefSeq and is a predicted model, not a curated record. The transcript has a single exon.